Molecule: messenger RNA, 1254 nt
Organism: Ochlerotatus camptorhynchus
Lineage: Eukaryota; Metazoa; Arthropoda; Insecta; Diptera; Culicidae
Gene: Zfrp8
Product: Zinc finger protein RP-8
Exons: 6
Coding region: 95-1150 (351 amino acids)
Cellular component (GO): cytoplasm; nucleus
Source: RefSeq, a predicted model, not a curated record
UAGGAUACCACCGAGGAGACUCACAUCUUCUUUCAUCUCGUUACUCAGAAUACAUACCAUUCUGCCGAUAUAUUUCCCAAGAAAUAUAGGUACAAUGGAAACAAGUGUGGAUUUGGGCUUCCUGGAACCGUGUGAAGAGUGGCUGCUGGCGAACAAAUUUUUCCGUAGUAAAGUGGGCGGUAAGCCGGCCUGGUUGGAGCUGAAAAAUAUUCCAUCCCCGAAGGAUCUGCUGUGCGAUGAGUGUGGCGAGCCGUGUAUUUUCCUCUGCCAGGUCUAUGCUCCGCUCGAAGAGCAAGAGAGAUGCUUCCACCGAAUGCUGUUUUUGUUUGUGUGUCUAAAGGCAACAUGCUAUCAGCCCAAUCAAAAUAAAAACAUCAAGGUGCUCCGCAGUCAGUUGCCCCGGAGGAACGACUUCUAUGACUUUGAUCCACCGAAUGAAAAUGAACCUUCGGAAGCGAUUCCAUCACCGGUACCGCUGUGCGCUGUUUGCGGAUGCCGUGGGCCACAGCUUUGCUCCAAGUGUAAGAAAAUGAACUACUGCGGUGUAGUUCACCAGCGCAUAGACUGGAAGCAAGGCCACAAGGCAGCCUGUGGGACAACGGGAGAAAUUACGAGAUCCGAUUCGGACAUUCUGUUUCCCCAAUUUGAAAUUGUUAUGGAACCCGAGGAGAUUGAACCAACGGAGAAGCUCUCCGAGGAAGACAACGUCAAGAAGCAGAUGGAAGAAUACGAGAAGUUGGUUAAGGACGGGAAAAUCGGAGAAUUGAGCGAAGUAUCCGAAAACGAAAUGGAUACGUAUGCCGAGCAGGUUGAAGAUAGGCAUUUUGAUGAGUUUAAGAAGAGGAUUGCAUUCGAUCCGGAUCAGGUUCUUCGUUAUGAGCGAAAAGGGGAUCCCCUUUGGCAAUCACCGGUCGUUCCCAGUGAGAUUCCUUGCUGUGAACUGUGCGGUGGUCGGAGAGUUUUUGAAUUCCAGAUAAUGCCACAGCUGCUCAACAGUUUGAAAAACGAAAAUAUCGAUUGGGGAACGUUAACCAUUUUUACGUGCGAGCAAAGCUGCGAUACUGCUGACCGAUCGUACGCCAAGGAGUAUGUCUAUAAACAGGAUGUCAUCAGUACAGAACCAGUGAAUGCGCCAGAAACCAGUUCGUAGAUAAUACGUAUCACUCUGUUACCGUAUAUUUACUGUAUAAUAAAACAAACCCUGCGCCUUGUAUCCUUUCCUGCGAGGAUACAAGCUCAUCAAGAUUAAAUGCA